AUGGCGCGCAUUGACGAUGAGCUCGUUCAAUCUAUGGCUAUGGGAAAGGUCUUCAAAGACAAUACAGCGAGGAUCAAUUCACUGGAUUUUUACAAAACGGGAGAGCAUCUCGUAACGGCCAGUGACGACGAGUCCAUCCAUGUCUACAACGCGGUCUCGGGCAACGAGCUGUUGUCGCUCACGCGACGUCGCAGAACGACAAGGACCGUGCUGAGCAAGAAGUACGGGGUCGACCUCAUACGCUGGACCCACAACGAAAACACAGUCAUCUGCGCCUCCAAGAACUCGUGGGACGAGACCCUGCGGUAUCUCUCGCUGCACGACAAUCACUAUCUGCGAUACUUCAAGGGCCAUCGCGACAGGGUCACCUCCCUUGCCAUGUCGCCCGUGGACGACACAUUCCUCUCUGCCUCGUUGGACAGCACCGUGCGGCUGUGGGAUCUGCGCACGAAUGCGUGCCAGGGGCUGAUUCGACGGACUGGGCGGGCGAGCGUGGCCUACGACGCACAGGGUCUCAUCUUUGCCGUCGCCACAUCCAACAAUGCCGUCAAGCUUUACGAUCUGCGCUCAUUCGAAAAGGGUCCGUUUGCCACGUUCUUCGUGGACCAUCACACCGCGCUCCAAUGGUCCGGUAUCAAGUUCAGUAACGACGGCAAGUACAUCCUUCUACCCACCACCGACAGUCCGAUCUUCCUCAUCGACGCAUUCACGGGCAAGAAGAAACAAAUGUACACCGGCCGUUCGCCUUCCUCGACGUGGCACGUCGCGCGCUGGAAGCGACACGUCGGUUAUAUUCACCUUCUUCUUGUUCUGUCCCAGGUGGCGAAGAUGGCAACGUGCACGUAUGGAACACGGUGA
Molecule: messenger RNA, 858 nt
Organism: Acanthamoeba castellanii str. Neff
Lineage: Eukaryota; Discosea; Longamoebia; Acanthamoebidae
Product: WD domain, G-beta repeat-containing protein
Exons: 8
Coding region: 1-858 (285 amino acids)
Cellular component (GO): Set1C/COMPASS complex
Molecular function (GO): protein binding; chromatin binding
Source: RefSeq, a predicted model, not a curated record